CGCUCACCUGCACGGGCAGCAGUGCUCGCCCGGGAGAGGAGCGGACGGGACAUGGACUCAGUGGUCUUUGAGGAUGUGGCUAUAGACUUCACUUUGGAGGAGUGGGCUUUGCUGGAUUCUGCCCAGAGGAACCUCUACCGAGACGUGAUGCUGGAAACCUUCAGGAACCUGGCCUCAGUAGGUCAAUUUAAAAUCAAUGGGUCAGUUUCUCAGCAGGAUACGAAUGGGGAAAAAAUAUCUAAGGAACAGAAAAUACCAGAGUUCACAAGAAAUAAUUCCUGUGCCUACAUUUUAGAAAAAAAUUGGGAAAACCAGGGGACAUAUAUGAGAAAUCAUAUGGUGAACAGACUCUGUAAAGAUAAUGAAGGUAAUCAACGUGGAGAAACCUUCAGUCACAUGCCAAAUCUUACUCGGUACAAGAAAAUUUCUUCUGGAGAAAAACCAUAUGAAUGCACCAAGUGUGGGACACUUUUCCUGCAUCUUUCUUCUAUUAAGAGGCAUGUCAGAUCUCACUGUGGACAAAAACCGUAUCAAUGUCAGAAAUGUAAGCUGGCCUGUAUUUGUCCCUCACACCAGAGCAGUCAUGCAAGACCUCACACUGUAGAGAAACCUUAUGGAUGUAAACUAUGUGGGAAAACCUUUCCUUAUUUCUCCUCCUUUACUAAACAUACCACGACUCACACGUCAGAGAAAAACUAUGAAUGCAAGCACUGUAGGAAAGUCUUCACUGAGUUCUCCAGUCUUACUAGACAUGUGAGAACUCACACAAGAGAAAAGCCAUAUAAAUGUAAGAAAUGUGGGAAAGCCUUUAUUUAUCCCUCCGUCUUUCAAAGACACAUGAUAACACACACUGGAGAAGAGCCCUAUGAAUGUAAAUUAUGUGGGAAAACAUUUCACCACUCCUAUUCCCUCACUCAACACAUAAAGAUUCACACUUCAGAGAAAACCUAUGAAUGCAAACAAUGUAAGGUAGCCUUCAAUCACUUCUCCAGUUUUACUAGGCAUGUGAAAACUCACUUUGGAGAGAAGCCUUAUAAAUGUAAGGACUGUGAGAAAGUCUUUCAAAGACACAUGAUAACACACACUGGGAAAAAGCCCUAUGAAUGUAAAUCAUGUGGGAAAGCUUUUUGUUAUCCCCGUUCCCUCAUUCAUCAUGUAAAGAUUCACAAAACAGAGAAAAGCUGUGAAUGCAAGCAGUGUAGGGUAGCCUUUAAUGACAUCUCAAGUUUCACUAGGCACGUAAGAGCUCACAAAAACGACAAGCCAUAUAAAUGUAAGUGUGGGAGAGCAUUCAUUUAUCCCUCGGCAUUUCGAAUACACAUGGUAACACAUACUGGAGAGAAGCCCUUUAAAUGUAAAUGUGGGAAAACAUUCAGUUAUCGCCAAUCUUUGCAAAGCCAUGAAAAGACUCACACUGGAGAAAAGCCCUAUGAAUGUAAGCAAUGUGGGAAAGCAUUCGGUUCUACCAAAUCCUUUAAAAGUCACGUGCGAAUUCACACUGGAGUGAAACCUUAUGAAUGUAAACAAUGUGGAAAAGCCUUCGCUUGGCCAUCAACGUUUAGAGAACAUGUGCGAAUUCACACUGGAGAGAAACCUUAUGAAUGUAAACAAUGUGGGAAGGUUUUCACUUCUUCUAGAUCGUUUCGAGGUCACAUGAGAACGCACACUGGACAGAAACUUUAUGAAUGUAAGCAAUGUGGGAAAACCUUCAGCUGGUCCUCAUCCUUACCGAAACAUAUGCGAAUUCACACUGGAGAGAAACCUCAUAAAUGUAAACAGUGUGGAAAAGCCUACAAGUGGUCCUCAUCCCUUCGGAGCCACAUGAGCACACGCCACAGGACAGAUAGCCUAUGAAUGUAUGUAACAUUCAAAGGCCUUAGUUGUCAAGUCAUUCUUUCUAAAACAUGUGAGAGCACACACUAGAAAGAAAGUCGAUAACUGUAAGUAGUGGGGGGAAACCUCAUGUUAAUUCAUGUACGGAGCUCCAGAAAAUUCCCACCAGGAGAGACAUCUUACAAGUUGUAAGUAUGGUAUUGUCUUUGUCAAUGCUUCAUUCAUA
Propithecus coquereli (Coquerel's sifaka) is the source of this 2059-nucleotide messenger RNA. RefSeq names its product zinc finger protein 57-like. Gene Ontology annotation, biological process: regulation of DNA-templated transcription. Gene Ontology annotation, molecular function: RNA polymerase II cis-regulatory region sequence-specific DNA binding; DNA-binding transcription factor activity, RNA polymerase II-specific. The transcript is spliced from 4 exons. Bases 52 to 1854 code for a protein of 600 amino acids. Lineage: Eukaryota; Metazoa; Chordata; Mammalia; Primates; Indriidae. The record is from RefSeq and is a predicted model, not a curated record.